CUCUCUCUCACUCGUCGUCUUCACCUCUCUCUGUUCCUCUUCCGUUCGCGUUCGCGCGCUCGCUCGCUCCGUUCACACACACGUACGCAUCCGCGUACACAGCAGCAUUCGUGCGCGCGCGCGCGCGCGCGCACUCUAUCUCUCUUCUUCUCUCCUCUCUCUCUCUCUCUCUCUCUCUUUCUUUCUCACUGUCUCACUCUGUUUCUCCUCAUAUACUCAACUCCUCCUCCCUCUCGCGUAAUUUCUGUGUGCUCCACACCUAUUUUCCUUUCUCCUUUUCUCUGUCUCACUCUCUUCUUUAGUUCGUUGUUUCUUCACGACCAAAAAAUCGACAAAGCCUUAACGGGCCGGUCGGUCCGGUUGCCCGUAGGAAUUCACUGUGUUCUCGCUUCCACGAAUACGCGCGCGCGCGAAAUCACUCCUCAGCAACGGCGAAAUCUCGUAGUAUGGGUAAACAAACACGGGAUAAUGUACAUUUUUCGCGUAAGCGAGAGGCGCGCUUUACAUUGGAUUCAUUGGAUUCACUGCACUUUUCCAUAAGACGCGUACGCGGCGUACGUGAAAUCGCCGAAGCACGCACCCUUACUCCUUCAGCGAUACAAGGCAAACUAUUGGAUUUUGUGAUGGCAAACAAGGAACCGACUGGUCGCGCAGCGUAGCGGGACGAGAGACAAUAGUGGGGGAAGAUACUGCGCAGGAGCGUAUUGGCGCGACCAGCGUCGUUUCUGUUACCAACCACACUCGGGUGCUGCUGCUACCGACUAGCGCCUCCACCUCCCACGAUGCUCGCUGCCAUCCGUGCCGUUCGUGGCGCGACGAGCGAUGUUCGUCUAGGACCGGUCAGCCGAUCACGGCCGCGGUGGCACAGCGCGAUCAAGACACCAAGACAAGACUGACAAGAGACGAGACGCGAGAUUCAAGAGAGUGGAGAGUGCUUUGCCGCCAGAAAUGUGGCUAUUGUGGCCAAAAGCGACAUUCACCGCCGAUCGGAGCAAACGAUACGUGGGCAAAUCCGAAUUUAUAGAAAUUGAAAUUGAAGCGCGCGUAUUGUUGCUUCCUAAACAUUUCUAAUUUUCGUGAUCCCAACUCAAGGUCCCGCGACAGUUGGUUGCGGUUGUUGUGUGCAUACGCGCUUGUCAUCGGUAAAUUCGAUUCGCAUUGCGGAAUCACUCGCCAACGAGUCUCACGCGCGUGAGCGAGCUAUAGGUAUUUCGCGUUCAAAAUUGAUUGGAACGGAGAUAUAAGAACAAUUUCGUUCUAUAAAUCGCAUAAAUUCAGCGACAAUAUACAUUGUUCUUACAUAUACAUGUAUUACAGACGAUUGGUAUUUAUUGGCAUCACACAAUCUACUGCGCGAUCUAAAUUAUGUAAACGCGAAAGCGCGCGUAUUUCGCGCGUUCUGACGUUCUUUUCUCUCUCUCUCUCUCUCGCGAAUGAUGAGGUUCUAAUCGACACAAACUAUUUUUUUGUCAGGCAAACAAAAAUUUGCACGACAAAUACUUGGGAUAUUCGACUAGUGUUACUCUACAACGCGAUCAGUACCAUUUACUUUUUCGAGCUUUGGCCUUUUAUCUUUGGAUUUGUUCGCGGAAACGUCUCGCAAUGAAAAUGAAAAUUGCAAACGUAAAACGAGUUUGGCUCGUGCAUGUGCGCGCUUUCAAUAUAUCCAUAUCCGAAUUUCGAUAUUUCCUUCCACGAAUUAAGGGGGCGCCAAAGAAUGUCGAAGAAAUCUCAACAGUACGCACGGUCCUGAAUUGCCAUCGCGUUGCGCCGCGUCGAGGCGCAACUAGCGCAAGGCGCAGCAAGGCGUAAGAGGCAUGCGCGUGCGCGGCACGGUACGCGUGAGUAGCCGAGCGUUUCCCCGCGACCGCGAUCUCGUAGCCAACCGCUCACCCAGCUGUUCCAAGAGACGAGCGAACCCCCCAUUGUAAUCUGGGUCAUGGGAACUGCGCAAAACGGCUUGCUGCCGCAAUAAGAUCGCGCCGUUUGUCGAAAGACCAUCGGUGACUUUGCAUUUUUUUAAUACGUGCCGUGCAGUGCCGUAGCACGCGAUUCGAGGCGUCACAGCUUUUCCUCACAUUUCGUCUCGCACAUGUUACGACGCACCAUGCGACAUUGUGACGUGCACUGUGCCGCUCAGCCGCUGUGCGCUAUGCCGUAUGCGUCGUAUGACGUAUGUUUAUCUCUCAAUGAGCUUGACUGGUCGCUGACCGGGAUCGGAGAAAGCUGUGCGUCGAUUGGCCGACGGACUUUGCUCAGCGACUCACGCGCGAGUCUCAAAUCACGUACUUACUACGUACAUACAUACAUACGUAUGGCACUUGCACAAAGUCAUGACAAACGAUUGAAGCGCGCGACCGAGAACGAGGAAAAUAAUCCGCCACGUGGUUGUCAUCAAGAUCAUUCUCCAACACGACUGCGAUUUCUUCAAAGAGUUGAGGGUCGCGCAAUGUUGCAAAAUUUUAUUGCGGUCUCGAUUUAAAACAGGAUGGACUCCGGACCGGAGAGAGCAGGAGAGAGCGAGUCAUCCGGAGAAAUACGAGCAUACGAGAAGAGAGGAGAUUCUUUUCAUCCCUCUCCCGCUCCCUUCAGACGUGCAGGAGUCUCGCCACGUGAGCCUCGCCAAGGACAUAUAAGAUAGACUCCACAUCGGCUGGAUUUUCCGGUGGAAGAGGCGUCCAUAAAAAAGUGGUCAUUAAUACGCUUAAAAAGUUUACGAAAAAAAGUGAUAUACUCCAUCAAGAUCUAUAUCAAUUGUUCCAUGGAGAUGAUUAGAAAUGUUGUUGUGGGGGUAUCUGGUGGUGUUGAUAGCGCCGUGACAGCUUUUCUACUUAAAAACAAAGGAUUCAACAUUAUUGGAAUAUUUAUGAAAAACUGGGACCGUAGAGAAGAAACAGGAAAGUGUGCAUUUGAGAAAGAUUAUAAUGACGCCCGAUGGAUCUGCGACAAAUUGGAAAUUUCUUUGAUACAGAUUGACUUUGUCAAAGAAUAUUGGAAUGAGGUUUUUAGUGAUGUGGUGGAAAAAUAUCAGAAUGGAUAUACUCCGAAUCCAGAUAUUUUAUGCAAUAAGAAUAUCAAGUUUGAUAAAUUUUUUCAUCUUGCACGUAAUAGAUUUCAAGCAGAUGCAAUUGCAACAGGUCAUUACGCUAAAACAAGCUUUGGGCCUUAUCUAGAGAAUUAUAAAGCAAACACUAAUGUACGCUUGUUACAGGCAGAAGAUAACAAUAAAGAUCAAACGUUUUUCUUGAGUCAAGUGCCACAACAAACCUUGAGACAUUGCAUGUUUCCUCUUGGGAAUUAUUUAAAAAGUCACGUAAAGAUGAUAGCUACACAAGCAGGAUUGUGCCAAAUAGCACGGAAGAGGGAAAGCAUGGGUAUUUGCUUCGUGGGAAAACGUGAGUUUCAAGAUUUUAUUUCAGAGUAUAUAACAGAUAAACCUGGUGACUACAUAGAUCUCGAUAGUGGACUGCUGAUAGGUAGACACAAUGGCAUUCACAAACGGACAAUAGGGCAAGGAUGUAAAAUUGCUGGUUGUCUCAAGCCUUAUUUCGUAUUUAGCAAGGAUCAAAAGUCAAAUACUAUUACAGUGGUAGGUGGUACAACUCAUCCAGCAUUAUAUUCUGACUUUUUGAUAACGCGGGAAAUUCAUUGGAUCAAUAAGGAGCCACACGAAUUGAAAUUGAACAACGGUGUAUUGAAUUGUAAUUUUCGCUUUCAACACAGAAAUCCAUUAGUUCCUUGCAAGGUGUACAAGGUGUCUAGCGGUCGCUUGUUUAUCCGUCUCGAUGCACCUUUACGAGCGAUUACAAAGGGCCAGUAUGCUAUUUUAUACUCUGGAGAGGAAUGUUUGGGCAGUUCAAUGAUAUCGUAUGCAGGGCCAUCUUAUUUUGCGCUUAGGCGGCAAAAUUGUAUAGAUGACACUCAUUACCAUAAUUUGAAAGCAUCUGUUACGAGAUAGUUAAAUGUAUCAACAAAUAGUAUGUAAAAGUAUGGAUAUUUUUAAGCUUUAAUUAAUAAAAUUAAUGUUUCGAUAAAA
Wasmannia auropunctata (little fire ant) is the source of this 4036-nucleotide messenger RNA. RefSeq names its product mitochondrial tRNA-specific 2-thiouridylase 1. Gene Ontology annotation, biological process: tRNA wobble position uridine thiolation. Bases 2762 to 3958 code for a protein of 398 amino acids. The record is from RefSeq and is a predicted model, not a curated record. Gene Ontology annotation, cellular component: mitochondrion. Gene Ontology annotation, molecular function: sulfurtransferase activity. Lineage: Eukaryota; Metazoa; Arthropoda; Insecta; Hymenoptera; Formicidae. The transcript has 9 exons.